CUCUGCUCUCUGUGUCCUGCCUGCUUUGCACUUGACUGUUGGGGUCAAGCCUCUGAAAGAGGCUCAGAUAUCCUCAUUGCUCUCAACAGCAAUUGCCAGCUCAAAAGACUUUGGACAGAAGGAUCUACACCUCACUUCCAUGAGACUGAGCUGUUUGUAUCCAGCAGCAAGGUUGCAGAAAUGUGUCUCAAGAUGGAUCAAGCCAAAGAGCAAGCUUCAAGCCAAGAGGUUCCUCCCAAUACCUGA
Molecule: messenger RNA, 246 nt
Organism: Dacryopinax primogenitus
Lineage: Eukaryota; Fungi; Basidiomycota; Dacrymycetes; Dacrymycetales; Dacrymycetaceae
Exons: 2
Source: RefSeq, a predicted model, not a curated record